CUCGCGAGAGUAGACUUUCCACUCUCGUGGCUUCUUCUUGGUUCUCCCGGUCAGCACCGGCUCAUGGCCAAGGAAUCGCCAAGGGUAGCACUCACUGCAGCCUCUUUCUUCGCCUUACUUCUCCCUCUGCUCUACCUCGCGUUUUUCCGGUCAGAUACUUGGUCAAUUGAUUCAUGGAGGCAGCAAUUAACAGAUCGGUUCAGUGCGAAUACCAACAACCACGACGAAGACAAAGGCCCACAAGCACAAGACAUAAAGGAGGAGAAUCCUCUGAAGCUUCAUCUAAGAAGACUCGUACGAGGAAAAAAUCUAAUGGAGCUUGAAACCACCGGCUACUCAUGCGAAUCUGAUAUACACUCCGAUGUGUGUGUCGCCGACCAACAAGUGAAGAUCGACAUGCGUUCCUUAACAAUUUAUCUGUCGUCCAAACAAAUUCCACCGGAUGCGCCGCUCAGGGUUCGGCCCUACCCCAAGAAGGAAGACGAGAACAACAUGAGAAUUGUUACUCCGGUGGAGAUAAAGAUCCCAAACAGCACAUUUAUCCCACCAGCCUGUGAUGUUACCCACGACGUCCCUGCCGUUAUAUUCGCCACCACUUACACCGGCAACAUCUACCAUGAAUUCAACGAGAUCGCCAUCCCACUUUUCCUUACAUGCCGCCACUUUCAGUCGCGCAUAAGGUUCAUCGUGACUGAUUUCAAUGCCUGGUGGGUCACUAGAUUCGACUCACUUCUCUCAGGCUUAUCGAGUUAUGGGAUCAUCAAUCCGGCCGACGACGGCAGGGUGCACUGCUUUCCUGCAGCUGUUGUUGGGCUCAAGUACCAUGACACCCUCUAUUGCAAUACCAGCAGAAUUCCGGGUGGAUACUCUACGCUAGACUUCAAGCAGUUCCUUCGAGAAUCGUUCAACUUGAGAGUAAAGCAUGAGUCUGAGAUACCAGAGCUAAAUCUGGUCCUUAUUUCACGCAAAAGAACGAGAAUGUUCGUGAAUGAAGAAGAUCUGGUAAGGGUGGCAGAAGGAUUGGGGUACCAUGUGACUAGAGCUUCGCCUGAACAUAUGGCGAAUUUACGAAAGUUUUCUGGGGUAUUAAACAGAUGCAAUGUUCUUGUGGGGGCUCACGGGGCAGGACUGACAAACAUGGUGUUCUUGCCGGAGGGAGCUGUGGUGGUGCAGGUGGUGGGAUGGGGUCUGGAAUGGGCUUCUGAAGCCUACUAUGGUGGGCCGUCCCAUAAAAUGGGUAUAUAUUACUUGGAGUACAAGAUCGAUCCAGACGAGACCACGUUGAUUGAUGUAUACGGUCGAGAUCACCCAGUCAUCACGGAUCCAUGGUCUAUACAUAGGCAAGGCUACAACGUGAGCAGGGCAGUGUACAUAGAUGGGCAGAAUUUCAGGAUUAAUGUAGAUAAGUUUAGAAAGACCCUUGAAGAAGCACUAAAACUUGUUGGACGCUCAGCUUCUCCUUCUCCACCUUAAGCUGCCCACCAUGGAACCUACCUUUGUCACACUAUUAAUCUGGCCUAAAAGCUAAAACUGGCCAGCAUUCAAAUAAAAUGAAAUUCUUUCA
This is a messenger RNA of Nelumbo nucifera (sacred lotus), 1564 nucleotides long. RefSeq names its product alpha-1,3-arabinosyltransferase XAT3-like. Lineage: Eukaryota; Viridiplantae; Streptophyta; Magnoliopsida; Proteales; Nelumbonaceae. Gene Ontology annotation, molecular function: glycosyltransferase activity. The record is from RefSeq and is a predicted model, not a curated record.